AUGGCCGCCAAAAUUUGUGACACUGACGGGGGUUCGAACUUCCUCAUUUCGCCGUUGAGCAUUUACUCCGCUUUAUCCCUCCUCCUGCCGGGAGCAAGGUCGCAGUGCCAGAAGGAAAUGGUCAGCACACUGCGACUUGAUGCUGCACAGGGCAUUGAAAGCCUGAGCAAAGCUGUUCGUAAGAGCCUUCAGGCUAUUUGUGAGGGCGACACGAAGAAGACGUUGGUGCAAGCCAAUGGAAUGUUUGUCCAACAGGGAUUGAAGAUCGAAGCAGCAUACACGAAGACGAUCACUGACUUCCACAAGGCGGUAUCACAUGAAGCAUUGCGGCAGUUGAAUUUUAGAGGUGAUCCGGAGUCGGCUCGAAUGUCGAUAAAUCGGUGGAUAGCGGAGAAUACGAAGGAGAAGAUAAAGGAGCUGUUGGCCACGGGAACAAUUUCGAGCUUGACUCGCCUUGUUCUGGCCAACGCGGUGUACUUCAAGGGAAAUUGGAAGGCGAAGUUUGACAAGAAGGACACGGACAAGCACGCGAUAUUCCACACCCUGUCUGGAGGUGAGGUGAAGACGAGUAUGAUGCACCGGAAGGCUCACUAUCCGAUGGCGGACUUUGUGGACCUCGAGGUGCGGGCACUGAAGAUUCCAUUCGAAUGCCACGAGAUGUUGAUAGUGUUGCCAGAAGAGGAGAAGGGUUUGCCGGACGUGUUGAAGAAGCUGAAGGAGAAUCCGGAGAGUUUCAAGGAGUUGUUUACGUCGGACCAGUACUUUGACACGGAGGUGAUUUUGAAACUGCCCAAAUUCUGUCUGGGCGGCGAAAGCAUGGAACUGAAGGAUGCACUUGUGCAAAUGGGUUUGGGGUCAAUAUUCUCAGAGAAAGACGCCGACUUCUCGGGCAUAACUGGGGACAGAUCAUUGACAGUCUCGGAUGUGUACCAUCAGGCUGUUGACGAGGAGGGUGCAGAGGCAGGUGCUGCCACGGCUGUUCAAAUGGUUUUUUAUUGUAUGUCGAUGCCACCACCGGAGUUUGUCGUGGACCAUCCAUUCAUUUUCUUCAUAGUCACCGAGUCUGGCUUCCCCGUGUUUAUGGGGCAUGUUGUUGAGCCGAAGACAAAGGCCUGA
Molecule: messenger RNA, 1116 nt
Organism: Mesocestoides corti
Lineage: Eukaryota; Metazoa; Platyhelminthes; Cestoda; Cyclophyllidea; Mesocestoididae
Source: the annotation of a GenBank genome assembly